GUGUAUUUGCUUCGUGUUCCCAUCAUCGUGAUAAUAUUGAAGCACUAAGCAUCCUGUUUCACAUUGUAGUUGUGUUAGAUGUCAAGAUAAAAGAGUCGUAUUUUGUUCGCACAACAAAUGUGCGAAUCGAAAUGUAAUUAGUGUAUAUAAUUUAUUAUAAUAAGUUGUUAAUUAAAAUGGCAUGGAAACAAGUUAAAGAACAUUUAGGAGUAGCUAUUCAUAAUUUUGUACAUGGAACUCCUUAUACAAUGCGAUUAACUGUUGGAGAAAUUGUACAAAUAUUAGAAGAAUGUGGAGAUUGGUAUUAUGGACAUAGUAAAUUUAAAGGGACAUUUGGAAUUUUUCCAAAAUCUUAUAUAUAUAUAUUACAACAAUCAAAAAAUAUGGAUUGUUUAAUACAUGAAAUUACUAAUGUUUUAAGAGAAUGGGGACAUCAUUGGAAGCAUCUAUAUGUGAUUCAUUCUGUGCACUUUAGGACAAUGCAACAACAAAUUUUAGAGUUAAUAGGAUAUAGAAGCAAAAUUUUAAGUGGCACAUUAACAGUGGAUGAAUUAAAGGAUAUGAAAAGAUUAGCAACAGCUAAAAUUGAUACUGGUAAUCAGUUGUUAGGUAUGGAUAUGGUUGUCCGUGAUGAUCAAGGAAUGUUCUUAAUCCUGAAGAAACAAGUACAAUUCAAUUAUAUUAUCAUCAUGAAACAGCUGCAGAAAGAAUAAAAAAAGCAACUAAUGAUACUAAACAAAAACCUUUAAAACUACAAACAUCAGUAUACUCA
Apis florea (little honeybee) is the source of this 772-nucleotide messenger RNA. It is a transcript of the gene mbc, whose product is annotated as dedicator of cytokinesis protein myoblast city. Gene Ontology annotation, biological process: small GTPase-mediated signal transduction; myoblast fusion; cell migration. The record is from RefSeq and is a predicted model, not a curated record. Gene Ontology annotation, cellular component: plasma membrane; cytoplasm. Gene Ontology annotation, molecular function: guanyl-nucleotide exchange factor activity; small GTPase binding. NCBI's taxonomy places the organism in Eukaryota, Metazoa, Arthropoda, Insecta, Hymenoptera, Apidae.